AUGCAACUUUAUGGUACCAUUCCUCCGCACAUUGGAAACCUCUCAUUUAUUUCUUCCCUUGACAUCAGUAACAACACUUAUCAUGGAGAUUUUCCACAAGAAUUGGCUCGUUUGCAGAGGUUGAUAUCAAUUAAUGUCACAAGCAAUAACUUCACUGGAGCCAUUCCAUCAUUUUUAAGUUUGUUACCAAACCUACGCUUUGUGCAACUAUCAAGCAACAAAUUUUGUAGGAAAAUUCCAUCCUCCCUUUCCAAUAUAACAAAGCUGCAAAUGUUAUUCUUGGAGAGAAAUUUUCUUGAAGGAGAGAUCCCUCGAGAAAUCGGCGAUCUUUGUUACUUGACUAUCCUAGACCUGCAAAAUAAUCAACUUAGUGGCUCUAUACCACCAUCCAUUUUUAACAUUACUACAAUGCAUGUGAUUGCUCUUACGGACAACAAUCUUAUUGGAAAUCUUCCUAUAACUAUAUGUGAUCAUCUUCCAGACUCGAAAGGACAUUACCUCAGUAAAAACUCCCUAGAUGGAGUUAUUCCACCAAACCUGGAGAAAUGCAGAAAGCUUCAAAAAUUGGAAUUGGGUGACAUACCAAUGGAGUUCGGUAAUCUUAAGAAACUUCACGAGUUGGAUUUAGCACAGAAUGAGCUAACUGGCUCUGUUCCUCAAAACAUUUUCAACAUGUCAGCACUGAAGAAUAUAGAUUUUGGAGAAAACAAGCUUUCAGGUACACUACCUUCAAAUUUAGGUCGUGGAAUGCCCAAUCUAGAAAUAUUUUUUUGUGGAGGAAAUAAUUUGAGUGGUUUUAUCUCUGCUUCAAUCUCAAAUUCAUCAAAACAUAGACAACUUGACCUCUCACGAAACAGUUUCACAGGUACAAUUCCUAAAUCACUUGGUAACUUAGAAUACCUUGAGUUACUUCACUUGCUGUCGAAUAAUUUUGUCAGCGAUUCAACAUUGAGCUUCCUUGCAUCAUUGAAAAACUGUAGGAAUCUAAGAUCACUCACAUUAGCAGGUAAUCCGUUAGAUGGUGUAUUGCCUGCAUCUGUUGGUAAUUUCUCAAACAUCCUGCAAAUUUUUGAAGCAUCUAAAUGUAAACUGAGGGGUGUCAUUCCUCGAGAAAUUGGUAAUCUUACUGGACUGACAAGGAUUGGUAUGUUUAACAAUGAGUUAACUGGACAUAUUUCAAAUACUGCUGGGCCUUUUCCUCCAAGUUUAUCAGUCGAAUCAUCAUCUACAUAUGCUUCUAGUGUAUCGCCGAAGGUCAGUUAG
Molecule: messenger RNA, 1263 nt
Organism: Solanum pennellii
Lineage: Eukaryota; Viridiplantae; Streptophyta; Magnoliopsida; Solanales; Solanaceae
Product: MDIS1-interacting receptor like kinase 1-like
Exons: 3
Coding region: 1-1263 (420 amino acids)
Molecular function (GO): protein binding
Source: RefSeq, a predicted model, not a curated record